Pseudophryne corroboree (corroboree frog) is the source of this 955-nucleotide messenger RNA. Its product is annotated as collagen alpha-1(VII) chain-like. NCBI's taxonomy places the organism in Eukaryota, Metazoa, Chordata, Amphibia, Anura, Myobatrachidae. Bases 1 to 543 code for a protein of 180 amino acids. The transcript is spliced from 6 exons. Gene Ontology annotation, molecular function: serine-type endopeptidase inhibitor activity. The record is from RefSeq and is a predicted model, not a curated record.
AUGGGUCUCCGGGUUCUUUCUCAUAAUGUGAAGGGUCUGAAUAGCCCUCAAAAGAGAGGUUAUUUUUCCAACUACCCAUCUCCCCCAUCAAAUCCAUCUAGCUCUCGUCUUGUCCCAGUCCCAGCCCUAAAGUUCUCUCACAUUGAUGAAGAUGAGGGACGAGAACUCCGGGUGGUGGUGAACACCAAUGACCCCGAUUAUGAGCACAUAUACACAGUGGAUGACUACAAGGAAGGCAUGGAUGAAGAUGGGACGGAGAGCACAGUACUGUCAGAUGACACGACUAUACCAGCAGCACCGAUGGAACACUUGCGGAGUAAGAGAGACACCGCGCAGCCUGAUAUAUGCAGACUGCCCAUGCAGGAGGGUCAGUGCACCAGAUAUACAUUAAAGUGGUAUUAUAAGGAGCUGGUGGGAGAGUGUCGCCCGUUCGUGUACAGCGGCUGUGAUGGAAAUGCCAACCGGUUUGAUGAGAAAGAGGAAUGUGAGCUACACUGUGUACAGAGAACAGCAGAAGACAAACCACCUCAAGAUGGAAGUUAAGACGACGUUCAGAACUAGAGAAAAUGAUGUAUAGUGUAAUAUUUUUGUAAGAUUCACAUACAAGUUUGCAACAACAACAAAAAAAAAAAAAGUUGCAAAUUAUUUGGCACAAAUCUAAUUAUGUUCCUGUGGUAUUACAUCUGGGAAAUAAAUAUAUAUUUUUUUUUUUAAAUGUUGUAAUUACGACAACUCUAACUCGUAUUACAUGGUGCAUAGAUCUGUUUUCUGUAGCAGAGAAUUGGUGCUGUAUUUUACAUUAUUUUUCUACAAAAAGUGAGAAUGUAUCACAGUUGCAGUGUGUUAGACUGAAUACUCACGGUUUCUGAACUAUGGGACUAAUUCAGGUUUUUGAGAUGAGCCCACUGGUCCAGUCCUGCGCUGAUUGACAGGCAGAGGCGUUCGCGUGGCUUUG